UUCACGACGCACGGCGAGCAAGCAGGGUGGCUGGCGGCUGUGAACCGCGCUCGAUAUACUCAUCUGCUGCACCAAUAUCUGAGCUCUGGUUGUUCCCAGAUCCAUGCUUCGAGGCCACAACCCGCAACCCCUCCUCCACUUUCCACCACGCCUGUCUGGGUUCCGGGUUCCCUGGAGAGCGAUCCACGGCGCAGGCGCAGGCGCAAGGCGGCAGGCUACCGGCGGUGACCCUCCCCUAGCAAAACACGACCCCAGGCCCAGGGCGACCUGGCGGGGCUCAAUGGCACUGUUUGCUCCGUUCCCUUGUCAGCCGCUGCUGAGUUUUGCCUGGUGGAGGCGUGCGUUAUUGGAGGACGAGUGGAGGAUCGGAGGAUUGGGAAUAUUGGACGGCGGGUGGUUGGGCGGCUCAGCCCAGGGCCUAGGCUGGCCUGGGCAUUACACGGCCUUAGCAGGGACGAUUCCCAGGGGAUGGUACAAACCUAGUAAGAUGCUCGGUACACGGUACAAAGUCCCGGUCAGCGGGGACGGUUGCCGUUUGUUUCUCCCGGGCAAGCCUUAACUCAUUGCAGAAGCCGACUCAACUUUCAUGCCUCGGUGGCCGCCUUCCACCAUGACUCCCUAGCCCGCAACUCAAGCCCGCAACUCUAGC
Ilyonectria robusta is the source of this 649-nucleotide messenger RNA. RefSeq lists its product as uncharacterized. The transcript has a single exon. Lineage: Eukaryota; Fungi; Ascomycota; Sordariomycetes; Hypocreales; Nectriaceae. Bases 104 to 559 code for a protein of 151 amino acids. The record is from RefSeq and is a predicted model, not a curated record.